Messenger RNA from Linum trigynum, 2951 nucleotides. The record is from the annotation of a GenBank genome assembly. NCBI's taxonomy places the organism in Eukaryota, Viridiplantae, Streptophyta, Magnoliopsida, Malpighiales, Linaceae.
CGAAUGGUUAAGAAAACACUAGGGGUAAGUUAGGGAGAAUCAUUAUUAAAUAUAAUUUUCCGUUUUUAAUUUUAAUCUGUUUGUGUUAUUAGCGCUGAUUUUUAGGGAUUUGGGACGUUUAGGAGUUUUGAUUUUUUUAUUAGUGAUGUACUCUCUCCCGUUUCCUCUGAUUCGUGGAUAGCUACAGCGCCGGUGCGGGAGAGAAGAAAUCGAAGGGGAAGAAAUCGAAGAACAAAUAUCUUCGGAGGUGUCGUCGGAAACGGCGGUGAGAAGGUUUAUUGUUGAUUGUGACUGAAUCCGAUGAAGUUCCGGUGACGACCGUGGCACCGGAGAUGGACGCUGCGGAACCGGCGAUCGACUUGUCCAUCGUCUCGGUUGAAGUGGGAAAAGCGAGGGAGGAGAUCAACGAUGGUACGGCGUGGUUUCAGUGACGUGCUGUUGUGAGGAUAUCAGUGACGUGCUGUUGUGGUGGAAAUAGUUGUUGUAGUGUUUUUGCAUGGAAGUGUUUCUCGUUUGGUAGUAUUUUGUUAUUGAUCAUAGUAGUGUUUAUGGUCAUAGUUUUCUUGGGACUAUGUAGUCUCGUAGAUAUUGAGGUGCAAUAACUUGGUAGUAGUGGUUUUUAAUAAUACGUGUGUAGUGUUUGUAUGAAUACGUGUGUAGCGUUUUGUGAUUGACGUGCCGAUGCUUGUGUAGGGUUUACUAUUAAUGGCAUGGAAGUAGAUGUAGUGUGAUUUGUACCUAUUGUAGUGUUAUCAUAUAUUGUGUGUGGAUGAAUGUGUAGGGUUUUGUGUGUGUAGUAUUUUGGGAGUCAGUAGAGUGUAUCGUAUGGUGUUUUCGGUUGCGUACAAGUUCAUAAGUAGGGUUUUUGUAAGCAUGUAGAGUUAUUUAUGUUGUAGCGAUUUUGCAUGUUUGCAUGAAGAGAUGUUGCGUACGAGUUCAUAAGUAGUGUUUUUGUAAAGAUGUAGAGUUAUUUAUGUUGUAGUGUUUUUGACAUAUACUGAUUAGGGUGUAACCUAACACGAAUCACUACCAACGAAACAAUAACAACCACAAACGAAAACACUACGAACUGACCCAUCGAUUGAAUACUAUCCACAAACGAAAACACUACGAAUGAAUGGCCAUCUGGAUUCACUGUAAACUGAACAUCGUCGGAAAAUAAAAAUUCAUCCCACUCCGAUCAGAACCCAAAACAGAGCUAGGAUACAGCAACCUACAUGCAACCUCCAUUGAAGACAGAUCUUGAACAAAAAAAUAAAAAAUAAAACCCAGCAGGGAGGGCGACAUGCAAUGGAAAGACAAAUCAUAAAUCCAAAAACAAAAAACAAGAAUAGGGAAUGGAGCAUGCAAUGGCGCCUAGUACAUGAUGGAAGGACGAUUGACGAGACUUGACUAUUACCUGAGGCGGGGACGAUCUCGGAUGAGCAGAGGGCGGCGACAAGGUGGGAAACUCGGAGGGCGGCGACGAGGGCGGACAAGCGGUGACCGUCGUCGAGUUAGUAGGAGCAGAGGAGGUCGCAGGGAGUAUUCGGCGGCGACGAGGUCGGAGGAGCGGAGGGUUGCGUCGCCGAGGAUAGUUCAGGCGAACAACGGCCGCAACUCUCGGCUUCGCAGGGAGUAUUCGACGGCGACGAAAUAGAGUGGAAAUUGAGAAGAAAGAAUCUCCCAAAAAAACGAAAGUGACUGUUGGGAUCCCACCACACAAAUCUCGGUUGAUUUGAAGCAAUGACGUCAACUAAUUACACAGACCUUACAAAAAUACCCUCACAAUAAAAACCCCUUUUAUCAGCCGAAAAAAAAAGGAAAUUAAUAUAUGGGGUUAGAACGGUUCUAACGGGAUAUGGGGUUAGAACCCCAUCCCUUAACUUUGAAGUAUGAAUCAAUUAAAAUAGACAACAGCAGACAUCAAUGGCGAGCAGAACCAAACCAAAAAUUUAUUCAGGCUUCCAAAUGGAGAAUAAAUAAGUCAAUGUACUGAUGUUUUGGGCUAACAAUCCCUUCACUGCCCGACCAAAACAAGGCCGAUAGGACCCGUUACAGAGUGAAACAAUUGAUAGGCCCAUUACGUAUGGCCCAAUCGGAAAAAUUAAUUUAACUGAAAUUGGUGGGGUGCGCCAGGCCCUUGCAGUAGUGCAACGCAUGGGCGACACGUGAGAAACCCCUGAAGCAAGCUCCAGCAACGGGCUUCUCCCCCUAAAAAAAUUAAUUUAAUAUCGUGUGGGCCAUUGGCCCACAUAUCAGAUAUUAAACUGAUAAGAACAGAUACUACACUUGAUCUUAGCCAAAAGGCCGAGAAAGGUAUGAAUUGGGCCUGCAGCAGAGCUCUCCUCAUAUUCCCACGCCCCUUGUUUCACAAACUAUGUUAAAGCGAUGUGGUAGGAUUCUAGUUCCUUCAGAAUAGCAAGUGGAGAGGUCAGAACCAAGAAGCAAAGCCUAACUGCUGUCUCCUUCAAACUUGGCCAUGGCUUUUGUACCUCAAACUGAAAAUGUUCGUCUUCUAAAAUAGAUUUGUGGGAUUGACCGCCUUAAGGUGUGUGUUUAUAUACUUCAUCCUUUUAGUCGUAGGAUCCAAUCGAUACUGUUCGCUCUUGUUAUGGAGCAUUACAUUGCCGAAGAUCGACUGCAGCAGUUGAGUUCAUGGGUAUAAAGCUGCUGUUAGUUUUGUUCGCUCUUGUUAUAGAGCAUUUAUGUUGCCGAAGAUCGACUGCAGCUGUUGAGUUCAUGGGUAUACAGCUGCUGUUAGUUGUGGCUAUCUUUUGCCUAGUGACCAGUCAUUCGUUGGGGAAGCGUACAAAUUAUAAGCCAUUCGGUUGGUUCCUUUCUCGUGGUACAGACAACAGCUUCGAACCUCGUCUAAUUUGGAGUCUCGACAGUGAUUUCCUCCUCGUAAGGAUUUGAAGGUUGCGAUUAAGAGGAGAGUGACUGGAACGGAGUAAACUAAGAUGGGUCAU